UUUUAGUUCCAUUUACAUUCGAGUCUAGAGAAAAAAAAUGGAAAUUGAAAACCUGACCGGUAUUAUUAAGUCUGUGAGGUUUCACUAUUUUAUAGCAUCUUCAAGACAUGAGCACUUUAUGAAAUAGUGACACCUCCAUAAAUGGAAGGUGGGGAACGUAAAUUUGGCUUGAUUAAUGGUAAAGCCGUUUCUUAAGCCAAGAAAUGACCGACUGUAGGAACUCAUUUUUUGGAGACUUCAUGCGAAAGAAUUGAUUUAGAUUGGGAAAUGGCUUACCAUUGUAGUUUCUCUUAAGAUGAAUAUAUCCGUAUACUCCCCCCGUCCCAAAUUAUUGUUCUCUUUUCGGUAUUCAUGCUCUUAGAUCAGGUUAACAAAUAAUGUCUCUACCUAAAAUGAAAUUCAUAACCUAUCUGUGUAACUCAAUUAGUUGUUUCCAAAGUAGUUUUUAAAAUUAUUUAAACUAGAAUAAAGCAUAAACUAUGGAUGGUUUUUUCAAAUGUCUUAAAUAGUGUGAAAUCAACAGAUUGUUAGAUUGGGACCAAGGGAGUAAAUACUUUGGGUACACCAUCUUCGGGUUAUACUAUUUUUUGAGACUGUCUUUGCGUAACACGCACACGCAUGGUAUUUGUAUUGAUUCUAUUGAAGUAAGAAAUAUUACUUAGGGUUAGCAAGUUGUGUAGAGGUUUUUUCAAUAGCUAUCUGAGACUGAGGCAGUGAGGUUAUCUUGUUUAUUUGUUCUAUUGUACCUAUUAGGGAAGAGAAGGGUGACAAUUCAGGAUUUCAGAGGGAAAACUUUGGUGUCAAUCAGGGAGUAUUAUAGUAAAGAUGGCAAAGACCUUCCUUCUACAUAAGUCACAUGCGGAUUUCAAUGAAGACCAAGUCAAUGCUUUUCUUUGUGAUGUUAUGACUCAUGAUCUCUAUGAUACAAUGAUGCCUUCUUCUAUUAAUGUUGUUACCUUUUUGUCCAAGGAAGAUGCACUUGAUACUACAGAAUGUCAAGAAAGUAUCAAAGCCAGAUGGUCACAUUCUUUUACUAGAUUAUGCAAUAGAAGAUUAUGCUCAAGUGUCCAAAAUCUAUACCUAUUACAGCUUAUUAAUACUUGUUUCCCGCACUUUUCCUGCACACUACUAGAGAGUAGAGAGUGAUAGAAUUGUUGUACUCACAAAUUCUUUUCCACUACUACACGUAAUUGUCGUUCUUCAGCUGGUAGCAACUUGGGGCUAUUUAACCGCUAGAUUGAUGUAAAAGAUUUAAUUUUUUCUAGUCUAGUUGUGAACCAUGUCAGUGAUUUGUCCCAUUUGCUGUCUUUUGAAUAUUACUAGAGAUAUGUCUACUAUCUGAAGCAGUUAUGUUUGCAUAUCUUUUUAAAGCGCAGAUUUUCAUGAUUAAGAUUGGUAUCUCUCUCUGGUUGGAAACUUCUACAAAACUUUUUAUCUCCAAGUGUUGAACCAUCUAAAGGGCAUGUUAGUAGUUGCCUUAAUCUAUGUUAGCUCUUUGAUAUGUCGAAUUAUCAAUUUCAGCUUUGAACAAGUGUCCUUCAAUUUCCUCUGCUUCUGUC
This is a messenger RNA of Rhododendron vialii, 1559 nucleotides long. RefSeq lists its product as uncharacterized. The coding region runs from base 826 to 1146 and encodes 106 amino acids. The record is from RefSeq and is a predicted model, not a curated record. NCBI's taxonomy places the organism in Eukaryota, Viridiplantae, Streptophyta, Magnoliopsida, Ericales, Ericaceae. The transcript has 4 exons.